GGUCGGAGCUGCUGUCAUGGCGCUCGCUUCGCUGCAGCCCCUGGAGGCGCUGAAAUACGCCGAGCUCCAGCGCAUCGCCAAGGCCGCCGGGCUGAGGGCCAACCUGCGGGCAGACAAAUUACUGGAAUCAUUGAAGCAACACUUUGAAAGGACAAAAGAAGAAAGUGAAAAAAUGGGUCCUGUAAAGAGUGCAUCUUCUUCCAUUAAGUCAGAUGAACUAAGCAAUCAGGAGGAAAUUAUGUCUGAUUCAGUGUGUUUUAUUACAAAAAGACGUGGUAAGGACAAAAAAAAGAGGACCUCUCAUGAGGAAACUAAUAGCAGUGAAGAAAACCCAGUGCUUUCUGAUGAGAAACAGAUGCAUUCUGAAACUAAAGAAAAUGAAGUGCCUCAGGGUGAGCACAAAAAGGGACAAAAGGUAUCACAAAACAAAAUCCAAAUAACUGAAGAGAGAGCUAUUGAGAAUCCAGGGAUGGAUGCUGGACAGAAGAAACAAACGGAGAAGACUUCUACUAAAGGCAGGGGAGAACAACGUAAUGCUCAUCCUGCAGGAGGGAAGAUCCCUUUACAUGUAGGCCGUGCAUCUAGGUCUGCAAAAGCAGCAGUGGCAGCUACCACACCAAACUUUAAAAAGUUGCACGAGGCUCAAUUCAAGAAAAUGGAAUCUAUUGCUGACUACAUUGAGAGGAAAAAAAAACUGAAUGAAAGUUGCAGUGCAGUCAAGAAACGAGCCAGUGGCAAAAGAUUUUUAUUCAGCCCAAAUCCAGAAAGAGGCAGAUUCUCCACCACCAGUACUCCUAGUAACCUCCGGCGCUCACCACGCAAUUCUCUGAACGCUGCUAAUCGGAGCAUUUUAUCCCAGAAAUCUUCAUUUCAUCCUUCUGUACUUUCAACAUCCAAAAUGAAUGUCAGGUUCUCAGAAGCCACAAAAGAUAAUGAGCACAAACGCUCUCUUACCAAGACUCCAUCUAGAAUGUCUCCAUACAUGGAGGAGAUCUGCACACCUGACACUCAAAAGAGCUGCAAACUAAUAAGUCAGAAGAAUAGUAAGGAAAAUGCAAGAAAUAAUGAUCUGACUGCAUCAAAGGUUCUUACCCCCUUCAAGUUUGGAGCUCAACCCGCAGAACCCACAAGUGCAAAGAAGACAUUUGAUCUCAAAGCAAGUCUCUCUCGGCCACUUCGGUAUCAGCCACACAAAGGACGACUAAAACCAUGGGGAGAAUUUAAAGAAAAUGCUGUUCUCAGUAGGUCUGGUGGUAUCUGUUCACAUAGGAAAGAUUACAAACAGCCACAUCUUCAGACAAGGGAAGAAAGGCGCGACACGCUUGAGCAAGACAGAAAAAAGAAAAAGGCUUAUGCUCUUGGAAAACGUAGAGGCCUAUCUGGAUGUUAGGACUAACAAGAAGUACCUAAGACAUCACUGUAAAUACUGUUCCUCUCUCUUGUAAAGGCUUGUGCUCUAUGU
Messenger RNA from Lonchura striata (white-rumped munia), 1462 nucleotides. The record is from RefSeq and is a predicted model, not a curated record. NCBI's taxonomy places the organism in Eukaryota, Metazoa, Chordata, Aves, Passeriformes, Estrildidae.